Messenger RNA from Cebus imitator (Panamanian white-faced capuchin), 2406 nucleotides. RefSeq names its product transmembrane protein 238 (gene TMEM238). NCBI's taxonomy places the organism in Eukaryota, Metazoa, Chordata, Mammalia, Primates, Cebidae. The coding region runs from base 1501 to 2031 and encodes 176 amino acids. The record is from RefSeq and is a predicted model, not a curated record. The transcript has 2 exons.
GCUCGGGAAUACUCGGAACUCUGGUUAGAGGACCGACAGAAUGUCCGGAAGUUUUCGGAACUCCACGGCUGGAUUUCCUAAUGGCUCCAAUUCGAGAAGUCCCGGGACCCAUUCCUCCCCGUUGUCUCUCCGGUAUUGCUCUCCCAGCGCUUGUCACUGUAAUUGGCAUAUGAUGGACGCUCAAUAAACUUUUGUUUUAUGAGUGAACUUGUGAAUGCGAGACCUAUGUAAGCCUAGCCCCGACACCUUUGGAUAUUUCCGGUCUUCUUAAGCCCAAGCGGUGACGGCCGAUGAAGGCGCCGAGGCCCGCUCGGGUACUUUCGGAACCAUCCGGAAACGCUCUUCGGAGAGGUGUGCCUCUUCGGAAACACUCCGUCUUCAUUCGGAAUCCCUCGGCUAAUCUCGGCAGCCCCCUUGCAGUUCGCCCUCCCCAGAGUUUUUUUUAAAUAAACCCUUAAACUGUUCAAGCCUGGCGAGAACCUACACGGAAACUUCUCGCAGACUGCCAGCCCAGGGGAGCGCGAUGCUCUCUAAGGGAGAGUUAUUUGGAGGGAGAGAGAUUUGCAUGUGGCUGCUCUUGGCUCCCUUUAGGGAUUCCACAGAUUCGCCCGUCCUCUUCCCUGCCCUCCACCUGUGGCUCCAGCCUGCAGUGUGCCUGUCACAACCCAUCAGCUCCCUGGGAGGUUAUGAUCCGCUGUCAGGGCUACCCUAAAGGGCAGGAGCUUUGCCUGAUAUUUCUCUGUGUCCUCGGCCUCACCCACGCGGCAUGGCACUGGGGAGGCCUCAGAGACUCCUACUAAACAAAACGACUGAGGGUGCUUGUGUCACCUCCCCAGGGCGCCUUAACUUGCCGUUCCACCCGGGAACUCCUUGGGGCAGGGCCCUCUUCUGGUCCGUAGGACUAUCCAUAGACAGUCGGGGUUUACGCAGCCUCCUCCACGGGUGCGCUCUGUACCUGAUUGGGUCCUUCUUUGUGCCCUUGGCUUCAUUCGCUGGGCACACAGGAGACCCCAGAAGAUACGCGCGGAGUGAACCCCCACCCCGAGCUUCCCCCCUUAGACCACCCCGACUACUGGUUUUUGCGUCCCAGAUACCCUUGAGGUCUAGGGGCCUUGUCAGAUCUGCACAAGGCUCCGGGAGGCGGACACUGAGCAGAAACAACGCCACGCCCGGCUCCGAGUGUCCCAUGCUGCCACCACUAAAAUGCCCUGAUUUUUGGCCAUGUGUGACCUCCCUGGGUGGCACGGGCCCUGAACCACCCGUGGCUGUGCGCCUGGCUACCCCAGCGCAGGCCUCUGAGCAACAGUCCGUGCCCGGAAACCACGGUCGGGGCAACCCCGGCCGGGUCGGUUCGCGCCCAGCCCGGUCGGUUCGCGCCCAGCCCAGCUCAGGUGACCAGGCGGGAACUUGGCACACCUGGCGCCGUCCCCUGACCCCGCCCCGGGCCGGGCCGCACCCCGGAACGCUCUCUCCGGGCGCCAGCGGCGGCGGUACAGGGCCAUGGCGGCUGCGGCAGCGGUGUGCGCCUCGCAGGGGCCCCCGCCGAGUGCACCGUCCGCGCCAGCAGCCGCGCCUGCACCCGCGACCGGCCUGGGCCGCUGCCGGAUGGCGCUGCUGUUGGCCGUGGCGCUGGACGUGGCGGGCAUGGCGGCGCUGCUGACCGGCGUGUUCGCGCAGCUGCAGGUGCGCGGCCGCGACUUCGGGGACCUGCUUAUCUACUCCGGCGCGCUGCUGGUGUUCCUGAGCCUGCUGGGCUGGAUCCUCUGGUACACGGGCAACAUCGAGAUCUCGCGCCAGGAGCUGGAGCGCGACUACGGCCUGCGGCCCUCGGCGCUCGCCCGCCUGGCGCGCAAGCUCUCCCGCCGCUGGUCGGCGCCCGCCGCCGCCGGCUCGCGCCCCACGCCCGGCUCCCGGAGAGCGCGCCGAGCCACCCGGGCGCCCCCGCCGCCCGCCGCCGGCUCCCGCCGCGUGCGCCUGCAGCUCGCCACGCUCGAGGCCGGGCCCGGGGCGGCGGGCGCGGGCAGCGAAUGAGGCCCAGUCUACAGAUGGCCAGUUGGUCCCUGUUCCUGCUCUUCUCUAUACGAGGAGUGCCCUUGGCUGUCUCCACUCCACCUAGAAAACUUCUCACAUGUUUAAGAUCCAACUCAAUUUCUCUGGCUUUCUCUGGAUCUUCAUAUUGUCUGAGUGACUCCUCUUGCUGCGUGUAUGGCCGUCUGCUGGGUCUGUGUUGGUACAGUCUCUCCCACCUGAUGGGGAGUGCCUUGAGGGUAAGACCUAGAUUCCUGGUGCCCUUGUUCCUAGCAUUGCCCAGCAAAAAGGGUGAAAUCAGGAAAGGUUGGUGGUUGGGUAGGAAGGUGGAAGAAUGGAUGGAUAAAUGGACGGAAGAAUUGAUGGCUGGAUGGGUGG